AUGCAGGAUGGAUUUGAUUCUUUGGGAAAUUGGAACUCCUCCGAUCAAACACCUUGCGGAUGUUUGGUCCACUUAACUUUUCUUGAUCUUUCGGACAAUGGUCUCGUGGGAGGUAUCCCUAAUGAGAUAGGAAAGUGUACGAGUUUGGAAAGAAUUUAUCUGAACAAUAACAAGUUCACUGGCCAAAUACCUUCUGAAGUGGGUAAGCUGUCAAACUUAACAAGUUUGAACCUUUGUAAUAACAGAAUCGGUGGUCCUAUUCCGGAGGAGAUUGGGAACUUGUCUUCACUGGUUGAGUUUGUGGUCUACACCAACAAUAUUACUGGUUCAAUACCUCAUUCUUUUGGGAAUCUGAAGAAUCUGGUAACGUUUAGAGCUGGGCAAAAUGCUAUUUCUGGAGGGGAAUUGCCUAAGGAGCUUGGGAUGCUUCAGAGCUUGACAGAUAUGGUUCUGUGGGGUAACCAGGUCUCGGGUGUUAUACCUAAGGAGCUUGGAAAUUGCUCUAGGCUUGAGACAAUUGCUUUGUAUCAGAACAAUCUUGUGGGGCCUUUACCUCCAGAAAUUGGGAACCUAAAGUCAUUGAGGAAGUUGUACAUUUACAGGAAUGGCUUGAAUGGAACCAUUCCAAGGGAAAUUGGAAAUCUUUCUUUGGCAGCUGAGGUUGAUUUCUCAGAGAUAAGUAAGAUAAACGGUCUAACCUUACUGUAUCUUUUCCAGAACCAGCUUACUGGUGUGAUUCCAAAUGAACUGAGUAGCUUGGGGAACCUGACAAAGCUUGACCUUUCAAUUAAUUAUCUCAAGGGUCCUAUUCCCGAUGGGAAGAAUACCUCCAUAUAUUUGUCAAUGUUCCAGUCUAAUUUUGUUGAACCUGGACUAUGCAAUUUGCCAAACCUUUCUGCAAUUGGGUUGAACCAGAACAAAUUCACUGGUCCAAUUCCUUCAGAGAUUGGAAACUGCCAAAAGUUGCAAAGGCUUCAUAUUUCAGACAACUACUUUACAUCUGAGUUGCCAAAGGAAAUAGGAUACCUGUCUCAACUGGUGACUUUCAACACAUCAUCCAACUUGCUCACCGGGUGGAUUCCACCAGAAAUUGUUAACUGCACGAUGCUUCAGCGACUUGAUCUCAGUCGAAAUAGGUUCAUAGGUGCUUUGCCAGAUGAGCUGGGAACGCUUAGCUUCUCAGGCUUUCAGAAGAUAAUUUCACUGGAAACAUACCAGCAGCAUUAG
This is a messenger RNA of Malus domestica (apple), 1227 nucleotides long. Its product is annotated as probable leucine-rich repeat receptor-like protein kinase At5g63930. NCBI's taxonomy places the organism in Eukaryota, Viridiplantae, Streptophyta, Magnoliopsida, Rosales, Rosaceae. The record is from RefSeq and is a predicted model, not a curated record. Gene Ontology annotation, molecular function: protein binding.